This is a messenger RNA of Exophiala dermatitidis NIH/UT8656, 1371 nucleotides long. Its product is annotated as 2-oxoisovalerate dehydrogenase E1 component, alpha subunit. The record is from RefSeq and is a predicted model, not a curated record. Gene Ontology annotation, molecular function: oxidoreductase activity, acting on the aldehyde or oxo group of donors, disulfide as acceptor. NCBI's taxonomy places the organism in Eukaryota, Fungi, Ascomycota, Eurotiomycetes, Chaetothyriales, Herpotrichiellaceae. The transcript is spliced from 2 exons. Gene Ontology annotation, biological process: branched-chain amino acid catabolic process. The coding region runs from base 1 to 1371 and encodes 456 amino acids.
AUGAAGUGUCGGACAGUCCUACGGCCCUUGGCGGCCUCGUCGAGAAACAGAUCCGGAGUGUUGUUACGGAGAACAGGAAUACGAUGGGCGAGUGAUACGUGGGCAUCAGGACCGGCGCAAAAGGCCGGGUCAGACUCCGUCCACUUUCCCGGCGCGUUAAAGAGCAAAUUCACGUCUACUAUGAAAUUCCGGAAUCCAACCGAAGAGGCGGCUAUGCCGACUUAUCGAAUAAUGGAUGCCGAUGGGAAUGUUGUAGAUCCAUCACGAGAUCCUCAAUCCCGGAUUUCGGAUGAAGACAUUAUCCAGUGGUACCGCAACAUGCUGACGGUCAGCAUUAUGGAUUUAAUCAUGUUCGACGCCCAGCGGCAGGGAAGGACCAGCUUCUACAUGGUCUCUGCAGGCGAGGAAGGAAUUGCGGUCGGGUCUGCCUCUGCAUUAUCGCUAGACGACGUGUGCUUUUUACAAUACCGGGAACAGGGAGUACUGAUACAACGAGGAUUUACUCUGAAGGAGAUGAUGAGCCAACUUUUCGCCAACAAGGACGACAAUGGCAAGGGCCGUAACAUGCCAGUCCAUUACGGCAGCGGAAAACUCAAGGUGCACACCAUUUCCAGCCCUCUGGCCACCCAGAUCCCUCAAGCUUCGGGAGCGGCAUACGCCUUGAAGAUGCAGCGGCUGAUGAAUCCGAAUAUUCCGCCCCGGAUCGUGGCCUGUUAUUUUGGAGAAGGCGCUGCCAGCGAAGGUGAUUUUCAUGCCGCCUUGAACAUUGCCGCCACAAAAUCAUGUCCGAUUGUGUUUGUAUGCCGCAACAACGGGUUUGCUAUCUCCACGGCAAGCAUCGAACAGUACAAGGGUGACGGUAUUGCUAGUCGAGGUCUGGGUUACGGAAUUGAUACGGUCCGAGUGGAUGGAAAUGACAUUUUCGCCGUGCGGGAAGUUAUGCUCGAGGCUAAGCGACGGGCCUUGGAGGGUGAUUGCAAGCCUAUCCUUGUGGAAGCCAUGAGUUACCGUGUUAGUCACCACAGCACCAGCGAUGACAGCUUUGCGUACCGAGCGAAACGCGAGGUGGAAGAGUGGAAGCGACGGGACAACCCUAUUACUCGUCUACGAAAGUGGAUGGAAAAGAAAGGAAUCUGGGACGAAGAUAAAGAGAAAGAGGCCAGGACGUCUAUCCGGAAAGAGGUGCUCCGAGAGUUUGCUGCCGCGGAAAAGGUCAAAAAGCCACCUCUGAGAGCUCUCUUUGAAGAUGUCUAUGAAGAAAUCACCCCAGAAGCGCGGGCUCAGAUGCAGCAGUUGAAAGAGCUGAUUGAAAAGUACCCCAACGAAUAUGACGUAUCUCAAUUCGAGGGUGGUAUGAAGACUCUGAGCUGA